GAAGUCAUCUUGCCUCAUCUGCUCCUUUUAAGCCGGCAUUUUUGAGAGGGAGGUCCCUGCGAAGCAUAUACAAACACUCAGUCAAGCAUCCAUACUCACCCCACAGGCUGCACUAGUAGCUGGCAGAGAACUGACCUAUUCCUUCACACAGAACAGGAAGUUGAAGUGACCUGACAUCAAGAUGGCAACAAAGGGAGUCGGCAUGGCUAACAAAGGUCCAUCCUAUGGCAUGAGCCGGCAGGUUCAGGAUAAGAUUGACAGCAAGUACGACCCUGAACUAGAGCAGAUCCUGGUGGAGUGGAUCAACCGUCAGUGUGGUGCUGGUGUGGGAAAGCCUGAGGCAGGCAAAAUGGGAUUCCAGGCUUGGCUGAAAGACGGAUGUGUCCUGAGCGAGCUGAUUAACAGUCUGUUCGCUGGAGAUAAACCUGUGAAGAAGAUCCAGAGCUCAACCAUGGCCUUCAAACAGAUGGAGCAGAUCGCCCAGUUCCUCAGUGCUGCUGAGAAGUAUGGUGUCACCAAGACCGACAUGUUCCAGACUGUGGACCUCUGGGAAGGUAAGGACCUGGCAGCAGUGCAGAGGACCCUGUCAGCUCUGGGCAGCUUGGCGGUCACCAAGGAUGAAGGCACAUACAAUGGAGACCCCAACUGGUUCUUCAAGAAAUCGCAGGAGAACAAGCGAGACUUCAGCGACGAUCAGCUGAAGGCAGGCAAAAAUGUUAUUGGCCUACAGAUGGGGUCCAAUAAGGGAGCCAGUCAGGAGGGCAUGAGCUACGGAAGACCGCGACAGAUCAUGUAAAAUCACUGAGCCACAGAUACCCCAAACCACUUCAGCCCCUUUUCCCUGAUGCCCAUUACACCCUCUUAAAGCCUGUAAGCGUCUAACCGGUUCACAACAACCCCCUUUUCAUCUUAAACCCUUUCUGCUUCAGAAUUGAGCUUCUUUCUAACAAGUACCCCAUAUCCCCCAGUCUUUACACUUGCCCUAAACCCCUUAUGAAAAUGCUUGCACUGGUGACCAUUGCAAAAGGACCAGAACAACUGAAUGUUUGUAGUCUUAAGCGGAAAUAGUAACCAUAAAAAUGACCAACACAUUAUCUUGGAGAUAAAAACAGCAAGAUGACCAUGAGAGUAGUUGAGCUGUUCCCUCCCUCUACAGAGUUUACGAAACAGUUCUCAUAUCACAGAUAAGCGACCACUGUUUCCUCUCUGAAGCAAAACAAAUGUCUGAAUUAUGGCAUGUUUCCUAGAUUUUAGAAAUGGUUCUGGAUUUUGACACAAAUAUAAAUCUGUGUUUACAAAACCUUCAGAAGGGACAUUCUUUCUAAUUUGAGUGGUGAUACAACCCCCCCCCCCCCCCCCCCCCCCCCCCAUAGCAAUUCUCCUCAAUUUUACUGUUACAAAAUUCAUUAAUACUUCCCACAAUGCUACGCCUGCUGUAUCAGCACCAAUAUUUUUGUACAUUGUCCUAUUAAAUAAUGACUUUGAAAUACA
This is a messenger RNA of Thunnus maccoyii (southern bluefin tuna), 1491 nucleotides long. RefSeq names its product transgelin (gene tagln). Gene Ontology annotation, molecular function: protein binding. The transcript has 6 exons. Bases 182 to 796 code for a protein of 204 amino acids. NCBI's taxonomy places the organism in Eukaryota, Metazoa, Chordata, Actinopteri, Scombriformes, Scombridae. The record is from RefSeq and is a predicted model, not a curated record.